AUGACUUCCAUCAGCGAGCCUACAACACGGGAAUGGAUCGAUUCUCUAGUCGCACCGGGCAUGCUCUUAGUUUGGGCUAUGUCUUACUACGUCAAAGUCAACCUGGAGGCCGUCUUCAAGCGGGGCCAAGUACUUGCGCCCUUGCUCCAAGCAAGCAGACUUCGAGAUGAAGCUUUUGGGAAAUUCUGGGUCCAAUUCAGCUCCAAUCGCCAGGAAGCAGUAAAAAACGCGCAAUCUUCACCCGAUCAAACCAAUAUGCAGCCUCAGAUUCAAAGCUCCUCAGACCUGAUCCCGCCUAUUUUAGCGCACACAUCAGGCAUUGUUCUCGAUGUGGGUCCUGGAUCAGGUACUCAGAUGCCUCUUCUACGCUCUCCUGCUAUCAAAUCCAUCUACGGCGCCGAGCCCUGCCACGGACUCCACGAGGAGUUGCGCGCGCGAGCGGAAUCCGAAGGUCUCGGUGCAAAGUACCACAUCCUCCCUUGCAGCGUCGUCGGGUCGGAGCUGGGCCCCGCCUUGCGCAAACAAGGUCUCGACGAGGACCACGGUGUUUUCGACACUAUCAUCUGUGUGCGUGUUCUCUGCUCCGUGCCACACCUGCAACAGACUGUAAAUGAACUCUACGCUUUGCUCCGUCCCGGUGGGAAACUGCUUAUUGCCGAACAUGUUGUCAACCCGUGGCGAACGCCGAAGGGAUCUAUCGUGGCGAGGGCACUUCAGACCGUGUAUGGUGUUCUGGGGUGGAGUUGGGUCAUGGGUGAUUGUCGCUUGAAUCGUGAUACGGAGAAGGCAUUGCGCGCCGCUGGUGAGUGGGAAUCUAUCGACUUGGAUCAUUGGUUUGGUCACUCGCCUUGGCCCUAUAUCGCGGGGGUUUUGGUGAAGAAUAGUAGUGUAUAUAUACCUUGA
Messenger RNA from Aspergillus tanneri, 903 nucleotides. Its product is annotated as class I SAM-dependent methyltransferase. NCBI's taxonomy places the organism in Eukaryota, Fungi, Ascomycota, Eurotiomycetes, Eurotiales, Aspergillaceae. The transcript is spliced from 3 exons. The record is from RefSeq and is a predicted model, not a curated record. The coding region runs from base 1 to 903 and encodes 300 amino acids.